This is a messenger RNA of Vigna unguiculata (cowpea), 596 nucleotides long. RefSeq names its product protein CYSTEINE-RICH TRANSMEMBRANE MODULE 9-like. The record is from RefSeq and is a predicted model, not a curated record. Lineage: Eukaryota; Viridiplantae; Streptophyta; Magnoliopsida; Fabales; Fabaceae. Gene Ontology annotation, cellular component: plasma membrane.
CGAAAUCUUCUACUGCAUUAAGAUUCAUACUCAUACCCCAAUGAAUGAACCUAUAUAUAUAUAUAUAACUCAUUUGCUUCCUUAGUUUCUCAUCACAUACCAUUCACAAUUCAUCAUCUUCUUCUCUUCAUUGUGAAACCACAAUCACCAGAAGAAAACAAAACUUCAUCAACACCAUGAAUCACAUCAGCAACCAUCAAGAAACCCCUGUAUCAUAUGCAGCGCAGAGUGAGGUCUAUUCUUCAGCUCCAUACGUCACUGCCCCACCACCUAUGGGUUAUCCCUCUAAGGAUGGUUCUGUAGGGUACUCUCAACAAAGGGUUCCAGAGGAAACCACAAGCAGGGGUGAUGGCUUCUGGAAGGGAUGUUGUGCUGCUUUAUGUUGCUGCUGGGUCCUGGAUUGUUGCUUCUGAUUGAGUUACGUCAUACAUUUGUGCCUAACAGCAGAUUUUUUGUUGUUGUUGUUGUACUGUUUAGUUUGUAUUCUUUUAGUGGUAGAAGAAUAAGGAUCAUUUUUUUGGUUUAUCUUGUACGUUUGAAUGUUUACUUUGUAAAUUAAUGAAUUUGAUGGUUACUAUUUUUACCACUCUCAAAAA